Molecule: messenger RNA, 2971 nt
Organism: Urocitellus parryii (Arctic ground squirrel)
Lineage: Eukaryota; Metazoa; Chordata; Mammalia; Rodentia; Sciuridae
Source: RefSeq, a predicted model, not a curated record
GGCGGCCGCGCGGCAGCUGAAGCCUCGGCGACUGCUCCUCCAAGCGGCCSGGAGCCCGCGGCUUCCCUGGCUCCCGCGAGCGUCUCGCGGGGGUGGCUCUGGCCGGCACCAGCCUUCGGGCCGGGCCGAAUGACCAGGAGCCUGUAACCACUGCCGCCCACUCCCGGCCCGGCGCUGUCGCCGCCCGUGCCCAAGUCGCCCCGGGACCCGGCACAGCUGCUUUUCUCCAGGACAGCUAGUUUCCCAGCUUUCUGCCAGCUGCUAGCCACAUGUAGAGGUUGAAGAAAUAUGGAUACCAACACCAUACUGGUCAGCAGCACACUUUGUACCAGCUUUCUCAUCUUUCAGCUUCUUUUCCACUUUGUAAGUUCUUGGUUUUCAGCAAAAGUUUCUCCAGGUUUUAAUAAUCUCAGCUUUGAAAAGAAGAUUGAAUGGAACUCAAGGGUAGUAUCUACAUGCCAUUCUUUGCUGGUUGGGAUUUUGGGCCUGUACAUUUUCUUCUUUGAUGAGGCUGUCAUAGCAGAUCCACUUUGGGGUCAAUCAUCACUGGCAACUAUGAAUAUUGCUACUGCUUCAGGCUACCUCAUUUCUGAUCUGUUGAUUCUCAUUUUGUAUUGGAAAGUGAUUGGUGACAAAUGUUAUAUAAUUCACCAUUGCACAGCGUUGUAUGCAUACUUCUUUGUAAUGAAAGAUGGAGUGCUGGUGUACGUUGCGAAUUUCCGCCUGCUUGCAGAGCUUUCCAGCCCUUUCGUAAAUCAGCGAUGGUUCUUUGAAACUCUGAAGUAUUCUAAAUUUUCCAAAGCCAACGUCAUCAAUGGAAUUCUCAUGACGGUGGUAUUCUUCGUCGUGCGGAUAGUAGCAAUACCUCCUUUGUAUGGCUUCAUGCUUGCUGUGUAUGGAACAGAACCCUACAGAAGGCUUGGAUGUUUACUCCAGUAUUCCUGGAUUUUUACUUGUAUUGUUUUGGAUGUGAUGAAUGUCAUGUGGAUGAUCAAAAUUUCAAAAGGGUGCAUCAAAGUCAUCUCUCUCAUGAGACAAGAGAAAGCCAACAAUCGUCUUCAGAAUGGAAAAGUUGACUAAAGGUGUGCUUUGUCAAACACCUUCAUUUAGAUAAGCAAUCCUCAUUACUACCCAGCAUUAUACCUACUAAUAGGAUGAAAUCUUGGCAUGUUCUUGUGCUUUGUUAUUAAUUAUAAUUGUUAUUCAGGGUUUCAGUGUCAUUCUUUUUAACCUUUAGAAAAGAGAAACUAAAAUUUAGUUUUCAUUCCAAGAUUUCCUCUUUUCUUCUGCAUUAUAAGCAUGGUUAAAAUCUUAAAGGUUUAAAUAAAAGUUAUAAGUGUGGUGAAUUUUUCCAGAAAUCUCUUGGCCUACACUGGUAUUUUUCUAUGUGGAAAGAGGACUGUGAUGAUUUGGCACACUUGAUGUGUCACCAGUUUUGCAGAAAGGAUGGGAACUACUUUGAAAUCUGUAAAUAGCACUCAACAUUUUGUUAUGCUGCACUCUUCUCAUGUCAACACCUAUAUGGGGGUAAUUUCUAAAUUGUUGACAUGUUCUUUUCUUAGGUUAUUAGAAAUGACUUUUUUUCAUUUCAGAUAUACAUUCAUCUAUUAAUGAUGAAGGAUUUUACUCACUUUGGAAUAUUUCAUUAGUUUAAUUAGUAGAAAAUACUUCUGCAUUUUACAGUUUUUUAGAUGUCACUUUCUUCUAUUUUUAGUAUUUUAUCAAAUUAUCUCUUAUGACAGACAUUAUAAACCUCCUUAGUGGAUGAAUUUCUUCUCAUAGAAAUGCAUGUUUGGUACAUGACCACUUAGGCUGAUAGGAGGAAUCAUUAAGAAAAAAGUUUUAAUAUUACUGUUUGUCUGCUUCCCUUGCACUUUUUCUAUGAAAAAAUAUUUAUAUUUGCAAAAUCUCCCCAAGUUCAGAACCCAUCAUCACCAAUACCAAUUUUAUGCAAUAUGGAUUUGUUCUGCCCCUAAAAUAAUCCUCUUUUUGGUAAAACCAAAACUAAAAAAUCAGUAUUUACUUUACUCACAAUUUAUUAUCAUGCUUGCUUUGAAUUUUUCUUAAAGAGCAGGAGGGAAAUAAGGUUAUUUAAUCCAAGCAUUCUGGUUUUCAAAAUUAUUGUCUUAUGUGAAGAUAAAUGACUGUUUUUUCUGUGUGUGUGUAUAUAUAUAUGUGUGUUCACUUUGUUUCUUGAAAUCCAAAUAUAGAAUUAUAUAUUUAGUUCUUAAUAUCUUUAUUUAUUUUUUUCAAGUACUUGACUUUAAUGAUUGUUCUUACUUAAAAAAAAAAAAAGAUUUAGUUCAACUAGUGGUGAAUACUUGAACUUAAUUAAACCCGAACCUAAAGAUCUAAUCCAUUGUUUUUGGGUUUAAAGGAUAAUGUUUGAUUCAUUUUCAUUGCUCAUGUUAGGAUGAUGAAAGGAGGUUAGCUGAAUAUCAUCAAUACUUUUAAUUUGACUGUCCAAUGCAGAUAGAGCCUGAUAAGUUCUAGAACUCAAAGACAAAUUGAAAUCUCAGUCAAUAACUAAAUGAUAAAAUAAGGUUGAUUGGUACAUUUAUUUUUUGAAGACAAAGUAAUGCAAAUUGUAGGUAUUUAUUUUUAAAGCAGUUAAUAUUACAUUGAUAAUUGGUUACUAAAUUUAUUGCUGCCCACAUCAGAGGCAUUUAAAUAUGUACUGGUUAUCUAGAGGGUGAGGGUGUACAAAACAAGUGAUUUUUGUCUUGUCCUUGCUCUUUUGCAAGCAAAGUAGCUUUUUUAAAAAGGAAGACAUUUAUAUUGCAAAACUAUUUUGGAAAUUGUUUCUUUAGAAAGUAAAUGUUGAAAUAAAUAUUUUUGACUCUUUGCAUAUUUCUAUAAUUCUGAACACAGAUUUUAAACCCACCAUCAAAGUGACAAAAAUAUAAAGCUAUGUUAGUGUGUCUCCAUAUAGCAGUUUCAAUAGUUGUUUCAUGCUUUCAACUUUUUUUUU